Molecule: messenger RNA, 1972 nt
Organism: Colias croceus (clouded yellow)
Lineage: Eukaryota; Metazoa; Arthropoda; Insecta; Lepidoptera; Pieridae
Product: organic cation transporter protein-like
Exons: 6
Coding region: 193-1803 (536 amino acids)
Biological process (GO): transmembrane transport
Cellular component (GO): membrane
Molecular function (GO): transmembrane transporter activity
Source: RefSeq, a predicted model, not a curated record
UUUACGCACAUUACAAAUUUAUUUUGGAAAAAAUUGCUGAUGUGACACAAAAUUUCGCGCAUGCGUGCUGACGAAAAUACAUCAGCUGUCAACGUUGCGUCAUUUUUAUAAACACGUGUAGUUUGAUUUGAGAAAGCUUUACAAGAUGUUUUUAUAGUAUUUAUUUAUUGUGUGUACGAAUUUCGGGUUAAAAUGGCUCGUGAUGUGGGGUUGGAUGGGAUAUUGGAGGAGAUAGGACCGUUUGGGAGGUACAAUGUUAUGAAUUAUGCGUUACUUCUGUUUCCAAUAUAUUUGGCGGGAAUGUAUGGUUCAGUGUAUGUGUUUGAAGCAUCGGAUAUCGGAUAUAGAUGCAACAUAACCCAAUGCGAAGGUCUUAACACAUCAUGGCUCGACUACGCUAUACCCAAGCACAAGAAUGGACCCUCUAGAUGCAAGCAGUAUGUACCAAGAGAGAACGCAAAUGAUACAUGCAGUAAGGACUCGUUUGAAAACAUUGAGAUGGAUUGUGAAUCGAUUGUUUAUAAUGAUGAGGAUUCCGCUGUUAGAGAUUUUGACCUCGGAUGCCAAAAUUGGAAAAGGACUCUAAUAGGCACGUUUCACAAUUCCGGGCUAUUCAUAUCUCUUCCACUGACAGGAAUCAUAUCAGACAAGUAUGGUCGUAGAUUAGCAUUAUCUGUUGCUUCCCUCAUGAACGGCAUCUUUGGCUUUCUCAGAUCUUUCUCCACUAGUUACACUAUGAUGGUCAUUUUUGAGUUCCUCGAAGCGGCUCUAGGUGCUGGAGCUUAUAGUACCGCGUUUGUUAUUGCGAUGGAACUGGUUGGACCAAAAGGAAGAGUGUUCGGCAAUACCCUGAUCAAUGCAGUGUACGUGCUAGGUCUCAUGACGCUAGCCAGCCUGUCAUGGUACCUGCAAAGCUGGAGGACUCUCCUAAGAAUAAUAUACAUUCCAGCCAUGACCGUGUUCUCGUAUCUGUGGCUUCUUAACGAGAGCGUACGGUGGCUGAUCAGCAAAGGAAGACAUCAAGAAGCAACUGCAAUAUUAAAGAAGGCAGCAAAAAUGAAUAAAGUUGUCUUGUCCGAUCAAGUUCUGACUCCCCUUUACGAAUUGGACAAACUCUCCAGUGAUCCAGAUAACGAGAAGUCCAAAGAAGACUUAGUGGAAGAAGAAAAAGAAUCUAUGUUUAUGCGAGUAAUAAAAUCGAGUAUUAUAAGGAAAAGAGUGGCUGUGUGUUCGUUUCUGUGGAUUACAUGUACGUUUGUGUAUUACGGGUUGUCUAUAAACUCAGUGUCGUUGGCUGGGAAUAAAUAUGUGAACUUUAUGUUAGUGGGUUUUGUGGAGAUACCCGCGAACUUCGUGUGUUUGCUAGUGUUGGACAGAUUCGGGAGGAAGAGGGUGCUAGUCAUUACGUAUGUGCUGAGCGCAUGUUUGUGCAUCAGCCUGUCAUUUUUGCCUAAAGGUCAGAAAUGGUGGUCCCUAGUUCUAUAUCUUUCUGGAAAAUUCUCGAUCACAGUAGCGUACAGUUCCGUGUACAUCUACGUGUCUGAAGUGUUCCCGACCAGUGUGAGGCAGUCUUUACUGGCUGUAUGCUCCUCGCUUGGCAGGGUUGGGUCGACGCUGGCGCCUUUGACUCCACUGCUUGCGCUAUACUACGACAAUCUGCCCGCCAUAUUCUUCGGCAGUUUAGCCUUAGUGGCCAGCGUGCUGGUCUUCUCACUACCAGAGACAAUCAACCAGCCUCUCCCCGAUACAAUAGAAGACGCCGAAAGACUUUCCCAGAGGAAACACCAAAAAGAAAGUGCAUAAUAGAAUAAUAACGAAAUAAAAUAAAAUAUAGUUAUAAAAACACGCUUAAACUUAUGAAAUAAUUGUAUUGUCAUCGAUCCUUGAUAAUGUAAAUUUUGAAUUAAAUCUGUCCGUUUAAAGCGGGACAAAAUCGAAUCUUAAGGAGUCGGUUAGAUACGCACCGAAGCUA